CCAGUGGAAAUCCUAUAUAUAACCAAAUUAUAGAAUAAACGUCGAAACUAGAAAACUACAUCUCAAUUUCAAGAAGCACGAAAAAAAAAUCAAAAUCUUCCAAAAGAGAAAAAUUAAAAGAUGGUUUGUAUAGCUUGCCUAUUGCCACUCUUCCUCGUACCGAUCGUCAAUAUUUUGCCUCUCCUCUUCUAUUUCAUCAUGGGUAAAAUUUACUGGCUUCUUGGAUGGGAAUACCGGAAACCGGAGAGGGCACCUGCGGCGUGUCCGUAUAGGCCGCCUGCGAAAACGGAAAACUCUAGCAAAGUUCGGCCAGAAACUGAACCUACUGUACCAGAGUCUAGUUCAAAACCAAUGGGAGUAACAGAUAACAAGCAGGAUUGAUACUGAAGUUUGUAAGUGGGUUCCAUGGAACAAAAUCCAGGCAUAAAUGUAUGAUCUUUUUGAAGAUUAACUUCUUCAGCUUGUUGAUUUUAUCUGAACAAAGAAAAAAGAAUUUUGUUGAUUUCCAGAGGAAAAAAAUUACUGUCUUUUCAUAUAUCAUAAACAUAGUAAAGCAUGGGAAGUUGAUGACUGAUCA
This is a messenger RNA of Gossypium raimondii (Peruvian cotton), 577 nucleotides long. RefSeq lists its product as uncharacterized. NCBI's taxonomy places the organism in Eukaryota, Viridiplantae, Streptophyta, Magnoliopsida, Malvales, Malvaceae. The transcript is spliced from 4 exons. Bases 121 to 381 code for a protein of 86 amino acids. The record is from RefSeq and is a predicted model, not a curated record.